Diversispora eburnea is the source of this 759-nucleotide messenger RNA. The record is from the annotation of a GenBank genome assembly. NCBI's taxonomy places the organism in Eukaryota, Fungi, Glomeromycota, Glomeromycetes, Diversisporales, Diversisporaceae.
AUGUGUAAACAUGUAUUCGCGUUUGAUCAUGUGAUAUUAGCCAAUAAACCGUCAUGUGAUCCUCUUGUAUAUGAUGAUAUUAGAGAAUUGGAAAAGUUACGAAGACAACAUCAAAAGUAUGUUUUACAUUGUGUGAUACCAUCAUCGAAUGAGUCGGUGGUAAAUAAAUCUUCAUAUUAUGAUGGUUGCGACUGUAAAGAUAAUUGUAUCUCGGAAGAUUGUGGAUGUAAAGCUAAACAUGUACAACAUGGUAUUCGAAUACCUCUUCAAAUAUUCAAAACCACAAAUGGACGUGGAUGGGGAGUACGUACUUUAAGAAAUAUAUGUAAAGGAGAAUUCAUAUGUGAAUACGCUGGUGAAAUCAUAAAAAGUGUGGAAGCUCAACGAAGGUGGAGAGAAUUAAAUUUGAAAGACAAGGGAAAUGCGCAGAAUUAUAUAUUAUGUUUAAGAGAACAUAACAUAGAUCCAACGCGCGUCGGAAAUAUAGGAAGAUAUAUCAACCAUUCUUGUUCACCAAAUCUUCUAAUUUACAUAGUUCGCUUUAAUUCUUUAAUACCUAUUGCUGCACUAUUUGCCAAAUGUGACAUCGAAACAGGAAAAGAAAUAACAUUUGAUUACUCUGGUGGCGAAAAUCAAAUAGGAGGCUUCAUAGAAGGAAAGAAUGGUGAAUUCAGAUUUGAAAAUAAAAAAUGUUUAUGUGGAAGUGAAAAUUGUAGAGGUGUACUACCAUUUGAUUCAACUUUACAAGAUACUAUUUAA